GUUGGCCCAAUCAUCUGUCAUCUUUCAAUUUUUUUUAAUUAAAACCCCACCAACCCAAAUAAAUCCCAAGAUCCAUAAAACAACUGCAAACUCACAUAAUUUCUUAGCUAAUUCAACUCUCCAUCUUAUAACCCGAAAAAUACCCUCUUUGAAAAAAAAUAAGAUGAGAAAUAUUUCAUUUAGUGAUGAAGAACAAAGUGAGUUAUUGCCAAAAACAGCCAGUUUGUGGUGGAGAACACCACAAGAUUUUGAUGAAAAUGGCCAUCUCAAAGUGGACAUUUCUGAUCUUUCAAAACUCACACCAAGGCUAAAAUUGCUAAGAGAAAUGGAAAGAUUGGCUUUUAUUUCAACUGAGGGACUUGAAGAUCUUAGACACAAGCUUAUUACUUACAGGUCAGGGGAUUUUUGGUUGCCAGUUGGAGGAAUAAAAAAAGAGGACAUGGAAAUAGCACCAGUGAUCACAAUUUUAUUAGUGGGGUUAUCUGCUUCUGGAAAAAGUUCACUUGUUAAUUACAUGUACAGUGUUCUUGGUCGAUCUGGUCUCAUACCUUUUGCUCAAACUUCAAGUGGGAAUUCACACUAUACAACCAUGUUCUUGGAAGAACACAAUGUGUUGAGAUCAAUGAGAAGUGGAUUUUGUGUGUAUGAUACGAGGGGCUUGGAUACUAACGAUAUGAUUGAAGGAUUAGAUGAAGUUUCAACAUGGAUGACACUUGGAGUUCGACAUAAUCAACCUUGUUUUAGACAUGGUGAUUAUGAUAAUAAUAAUAAUAAUAAUAAGCUUAUUAAUGGUGGAGGAACAAACACAAGAUACACUAAGAGGAAAGUUGAUUGUGCAAUAAUUGUGGCUGAUUUAUCUGAGAUUAGUAAGGCUUUAAACUCUGGAGAUUUAAAGCCCGUAGUGGCAUUGAAGAGCCUUUUCCACAAUCCUUCUAUAAGGAAAUCCAAUGAGAAUCCGUUGUUAAUCCUCACGCAUGGUGACACGAUUAGCACGGAGGAGCGGAUCAACAGCCGAUUGAAAAUAUGUGAACUUUUAGGGAUACCGGAGACGACUGGGGCUUACGAUAUAGCAUGUUUGUCUGAGCAGGGAAUAUUGCCAGAAGAAUCAGAUCCAGUAACAGCAUUUGCACUAACUGAAGCUGUGUAUAGGUCACUAAUGCAAUCUGAUAGAAAUCAUGAACCAAAGAAGAAAUUGAAGGAUUGCAUUGUGCUAUUUGUGACAUGGAUCAUGUCUUGCAUUGGUGCCUUCUUUGCAAUUCUUGCCAAUUUUUUCUCAAAAUUUAGUCAACAUCACAAUAAGAAACUUAAGUAUUAGAAGUAGUAGUCUAUAUAUAGGUCCAGUAGCGGAGCUACAUGUAACGAAAGGAAAAGAAGCUUGACUGAACAUUGUUCAUUGUAAAAUUGUACUGAGCGAAUAGGGUCGAUUGGAAAGUACUUUGCUUUUUGGUAAUUUCCUAUUAGAAUUUCUGGCUCCGUCACGAAUUAGGUCUGCUCAAGUCUCCCUCCAUUUUUGUUUUGUUUUGUUUUUGUUUUUCGGGCUGGUUAUAUUUUUGUAUUAUUAAUGCGUGUUGGUUGAAUUUGUUUUAAUGGCUAGCUAGCCAAAGUUGGUAUAAGGUCCCAUGAAUGGUUUUAAU
Messenger RNA from Lycium ferocissimum, 1634 nucleotides. RefSeq lists its product as uncharacterized. The record is from RefSeq and is a predicted model, not a curated record. Lineage: Eukaryota; Viridiplantae; Streptophyta; Magnoliopsida; Solanales; Solanaceae. Bases 164 to 1315 code for a protein of 383 amino acids. The transcript has 4 exons.